GGAGCGCCGCCGAGGACUUGGGUAAGGGCACGGGAUUGGCAAGUUGGACGAGAGCGAGAGCCCGCAUGCGCACUUCGGACACCGCUUCCUUCUUCACGUUCGGUGUGUUUGCGCGCGCGCGCCUGAGAAUGAAAGAGGUUAUAGUUUGGAGGGACGGAGGGUCGAUCAGCUCCAGAGGUAGGUGUCCGUGCAUUGAACGGCCGCGUGGAUGCUUCGGGCUGUUCUGGCGAGGACGAUGUCGAGCAAGGGAGGGAAGAAGGGAGGCAAGACCGGAGCGGCUGGAGUGAUCCAGCCGAAGAGGACGGAGAGUCCAGUUGGGUCUGAUAAAAGUGGCAAUGUCGUUAUAAAAAUCCAGGCAAAGCCGGGAGCUAAGCAAAAUAACAUAACAGAUUUUUCGGAAGAGGCCGUAAGUAUUGCAAUUUCCGCACCACCGCAGGAAGGAGAGGCUAAUGCGGAACUCGUGAAAUAUUUGGCAAGCGUACUGAAUGUUAGAAAGUCCGACAUCAGCUUAGACAAGGUGAGCCAAGUAUUUUGUUAAUAAUUGAGUUAAAAUGUAGGCUACUUAAAUAUUAACGUCGUCCGUCCACAGGGUUCGAGAAGUCGUCAAAAAAUCAUUAUCGUGACUGGCAGUAACGUGGAAGAGGUAACGAAUAAAUUGAAGGCUGAAGCGGCGGAUAAUUAAGACCCGCG
Messenger RNA from Ceratosolen solmsi marchali, 690 nucleotides. RefSeq names its product UPF0235 protein C15orf40 homolog. Gene Ontology annotation, cellular component: cytoplasm. Lineage: Eukaryota; Metazoa; Arthropoda; Insecta; Hymenoptera; Agaonidae. Bases 209 to 538 code for a protein of 109 amino acids. The transcript is spliced from 3 exons. The record is from RefSeq and is a predicted model, not a curated record.